CAGUCACCGCUCUGUCGCCGGUGGGAACGCAUUUGUUACGUGUUUCUCUCUUUCUUUUUCUCUCACUCUCUCACACUCACUCACUCUAUCUUUCUCACUAUCUAUCUUUCUCUCUCUCUCUCUUUCUCUCUGAUUCUUUCUCUCUUAUUCGCUCUCUUCUCUUUCUAUUUCGUUCGCCACGGCUCCGUCGCGUCUAUCGUUCGUUCGACUCGGUAGAGGUAACAUCGCGUCGCGUACGAUCGGUAAAUUUCAUAGGUUAUUCGAUAAAUUACGAAUGAGAAAACAUGUAUCGUUCGUCCGUGUGUAAAAGGUGAACGAAAUAGAUGAUAAUGCGCCGGCCGUAAAACCAACGAUGAACAACUGUAUAGUUUUGUGCGAAAAGAUAGACGGAUAGAUAGAAGAAAGGAGUAAGUGAGUGAGUGAGUGGAGCAUUAUAGUGGCCAAGAUGGCGGAAUCAAGUUAUUAUCAGGGCGAUUACAUCAGGCACCCAGUCCUUUACGAACUGUCGAGCAAGUACGGAGUUGCUGGCAGUGACCAGGUGCCCUUGCCUGCUCGUCUCGAUGAGCUCCGGGAACACAUACGCAGAGAAAUACGUAAGGAGUUAAAGAUAAAAGCCGGUGCUGAGAAGCUUAGGGAGGUUGCAACCGAUCGUAAGGCGCUAUCGGACGUGGCGACUAUCGUGAAGAAGGCCAACAGCAAGUUGAACGAGCUACAAGCCGAGCUCCAGCAGCUCGAAAGUCAAAUUAUACUGACGCAGGGCCAGCCGCAGUCGCCGCAACAAAAUCACUCCAACGGUCAAGACACACCUCUGUCACCAAUGGGACCUUCGUCACCGAGUCAGGAAGGUCUAUUCACAGAUCUUCGACUUUUAUCCUUGGAAAAGCAGCUUAACAUCGAAUUGAAAGUAAAACAGGGCGCGGAAAAUAUGAUACAGAGUUUGACGAGUGGGCACAGAGACAAGAAAUUACUUCAGGAAGCUCAGCAGAUGCUUGACGAUUCCCGCGCUAAAAUUGAGUUCCUACGCAUGCGCAUAAUGAAGGUGCGACAGGCACGCCAACAACAACAUGCUCGUGGUGACGCGCCACCUCCGAAUGGUGAAACAGGAGGCAAUAAAGAUAGGUACGAGCCAAGCCUGGAACUUGCUUUGGAGGAACGCGUCGAAGAGCUGCGACAUCGGCUAAGAAUCGAAGCAGCCGUUGUGGAAGGUGCAAAGAAUGUAAUACGUCUUCUGCAAAGUGCCAAAGUUGCUGAUAAGAAGGCUCUAACAGAGGCACAGGCAAGUCUCGCGGAAUCCAGUAGAAAAUUGGACUUACUUAGAUUAUCUCUUGAGCUUAGAAGACAAGAAUUACCACCAGACAGUGGUACUGCUGCCCAAUUAAAGAGAGAACUAGCAAGUGUACAAUCGGCAAGUCCUGUUCCUGUAACUUAUACAUCGUUACAACCAUUUCGUGGCCCAUUGGAAGGUAGGGCUACGGUACCUGCAUCAGUUUCUAGAUGUGCUGCAGUCACUGGCCAAUUGGAGGUAAGAUUAAUGGGAUGCCAAGAUUUAGCGGAAGAAGUUCCUGGACGUACGAGAAGAGAACAUCCUGCCAGUCCUGAUUUACGCAGCUUCGUUAAAGGAGUAACAGGACGCAGUUCGAGUAAAUCUUAUAGCGUGAAAGACGAAACGAGUAAUGAUAUUAUGGCGGUUAUAAAACUGGAUAAUCAAACCGUAGCACAAACUAGUUGGCGACCUUGUUCCCAACAGGCUUGGGACCAAAGAUUUUCUAUCGAACUAGAUAAAUCAAGAGAACUUGAAAUAGGCAUUUAUUGGAAAGAUUGGAGAUCAUUGUGUGCAGUGAAAUUUUUACGCCUAGAAGAAUUUAUCGACGAUGUGAGACACGGAAUGGCACUUCAGUUGGAACCCCAAGGAUUAUUGUUUGCUGAAAUUAAAUUUUUAAAUCCGAUGAUAUCAAGAAAACCAAAAUUGCAACGUCAACGUAAAAUAUUUAAACAGCAAGUAAAGAAUUUCCCACGGGCUAAUCAAAUGAACAUUAAUGUUGCUACUUGGGGUAGACUUCUUAAACGUUCUGCACCCUCUUUACAUAAUACAAGAAAUUCUGAAAGUCCACCGUCGGGACCACAACCGUUACAAAUUGUCUUUGAUACCUCAAUAGAAGAUAAGCCUGAAACACCUGGAGAAUUACCAGAUCCAGAAAAAGGAGGCUUAGGUGGUGCUCGACCAUUAGGAAUGGCAACUUCAACUAGUAGUCCAGUUUUACCACGUCCACCUGAACAUCCACCUCCACCACCGCCAACGAUUACUAAGAAACCUUCAUUGCCAGCACCUCCACCACCACCAAAAUUAGAUCAGGAGUUACAGAGUGCAUUAAGGGAGUUUGAUUUCCUGCACAACGAGGAGAAAGGGGGGUCUCAGGGUGCAAAUUUGAGGCCCCUUGUGACAGAGCCCCGUCCUGUGCUGAUUGCACCACCCUCUCCACGCACACCCUCGCCCCAACCCGUGGUCGAGUUUCCUGAAGAUGAGGUCGUCUACGAACUACCAGUUAGGCCUCUACAAUAUAGAGAUAGUGCAUAUGAAUCUAGAAGACAUUCUCAGCUCACUGGCAUGACAUUGGACAACUUUAGAUUACUUUCUGUUCUUGGUCGAGGUCAUUUUGGAAAAGUUAUCUUAUCGCAAUACAGGAAUACAGGAGAAUAUUUUGCUAUUAAGGCAUUAAAGAAAGGUGAUAUUAUAGCAAGAGACGAAGUGGAAUCAUUGCUUUCUGAAAAGAGAAUAUUCGAGGUUGCAAAUGCUACGCGUCAUCCAUUCCUGGUUAAUUUGUUUGCUUGUUUCCAAACUGAGGCGCACGUCUGUUUUGUAAUGGAGUAUGCAGCAGGUGGUGAUCUUAUGAUGCAUAUACAUGCAGAUGUUUUUGGUGAACCACGUGCUGUAUUUUAUUCGGCUUGCGUUGUUUUAGGAUUGCAAUAUUUACAUGAAAGUCGAAUCAUAUAUAGAGAUUUGAAAUUAGAUAAUUUGUUGUUGGAUACGGAAGGAUACGUUAAAAUAGCAGAUUUUGGAUUAUGUAAAGAAGGUAUGGGUUAUGGUGAUAGAACUGGGACUUUUUGUGGAACUCCAGAAUUUUUAGCACCAGAAGUCCUCACAGAGACUUCGUAUACACGAGCUGUAGAUUGGUGGGGUCUUGGUGUACUUAUAUUUGAGAUGCUUGUUGGAGAGUCUCCAUUUCCCGGUGAUGAUGAAGAAGAAGUAUUUGAUUCGAUAGUAAAUGAUGAAGUUCGUUACCCAAGAUUCCUUUCUUUGGAAGCUAUAGCUAUAAUGAGAAGGUUGCUCAGAAAGAAUCCAGAUAGAAGAUUAGGUAGCAGCGAAAGAGAUGCGGAGGAUGUUAAAAAGCAAGCAUUCUUUAGGCACAUAGCGUGGGAUGAUUUGUUAUUAAGACGCGUGAAACCACCAUUUGUACCAGUAAUUCAUUCUGUGGAAGAUGUUAGUAAUUUUGAUGAAGAAUUUACAUCGGAAAAGCCACAGCUCACUCCGCCUAAGGAUCCUCGACCUCUCAGCGAUAUGGAACAGAGUUUUUUCAAAGAUUUCACAUACAUGGCUGAUUGGUGCUAACUAUAGUAAUAUGCUAUUUUAUGUUCUUCCAAUAAUAGUUCAUCUUUAUUUGUGCCCAAUAAUUUAAACAAUACUAUGUUACAUUACAUCAAGGUACAUAAGAGAUAGCAAUGAUACUGCUUAUCAUAAGAACGAUAUAUCGUGCUUUAUUUUAUUUUAUUUUAUUUUUUUUUUGUUUUUUUUUUUUUUUUUGUUUUUUAACAAUAAUUAUUCUGACUAGAAAUCAAAACUUCAUAAACUUAUGAUUUACCAUUGAAUCUCGGAUUUUCAUCUGAAUUAUCUAAUAAAGAGACAUUUUAUUUUAUGCCAGACACAUAUGUGUGGCUAUAAUAUUCUAUUUUGUUUGCAAUCAUCGCGUAAGUUAUUAAAAUAUAAUCAAUUAUUUUGAAAACGGAUAUGUGAAAGAGAAAAAGGAAAAAAAAGAAAAAAAAAAGAAAAAAAAAUUAUAGGAUUCAUAGUAAGACUUGUAUUACAUGUAUAUGUUAUUAAAAAACAUACGUCUAAAAAGAAAAAAAAGGAAAACAAAAAAAAAAAAGAAGUAACUUUCAGAAUACUAUUGUCAACUAUGAUAAUAAUGCAAGAGAGAUGUAGAUAAAUAUUAUCAACACACGGAUCAUUUCUUUGCAUGUGCAUUUUUAAUAUAAAAUUUCCUACUAAGUGCAUGAGAAUAUAAGAAAGAAUAUUUUACAUAUAAAAUCAUAUAAGUAUACAACAGACAUAUUUAAGCACUGAUCAUUUACGAUUGCAUUAGAAUCACAUCUAACACUUUUUGAAAGUAAGAUAUGCCAUUUAUAAUCACACACUACAUAUUUUUAUUACUAUUAUUAUUAUUAUUAUUAUUAUUAUUAUUAUUAUUAUUAUUAUUUUUAUUUUUAUUAUUAUUAUUAUUAUUAUUAUUAUUAUUAUUAUUAUUAUUAUUAUUAAUAUAACAUUUUUCAUUUGUUUACGAAUGACUAUUUACUUUCAAUCGUGGCAUGGUGAAUAUCCAUGUGUGACAAAAGUUAUCGUUACAAUUGUAAUAUCAAAGAUUUUUUCUACAUCGAUGCAAAGUUAAUUAAAAAAAAAAACAAAAAAAAAACGAAAAAAAGGGUUAAAAAAAAAGCAAAAAAGAAAGAAAAAAAGAAAGAAAAAAAAAUUUUUACCGUUGUUCAUACUCAAGUGAUAUCGAAUUGAAAACAAUCGCGAAUAUGCACAAGAUAAAUUUUUCAAUUGCAAAUUAACAACAUUCAGUGCUUUAAAUAUAAAAAGAAUGUGGUAUCUCACGUUAGCUUAUUAUUGUUUUGAUAGAAAGAUGAAUUUUAAUAUUUCUUUUAUUUUUUUUUUUUUUUUUUUUUUUUCCGUUUAUGUUAAAAUUGACAGCAUGAUCUGACGGCAAAUAUUAUUUUUGUCCGAAAAAAAAAGUGUCACGUGUGUAUUGUUUUAUAUAAUCGUAUGCUCUAUUUGCUCACAAUUUAUUAUAUUUUAAUUACAUAUACUCAUGUUUAAGGGCAUGAUAAUGUAUAUGUAUGUAUUUCAUACUUAUGCGUUAUAUCUUUUACGAAACUAUUUUUUCAAAGGAGUAGUAAAAUAUAUGAUUUAUAAGAUCAUGAGAAGUUAAUUCUUUAUAUAUUAUUAAAAAAAAAAAAACAAACAAACAAACAAAAAAAAAGAAAGAGAGAAAAAAAAAUAAUAAUAAUAAUAAUAAUUUCAAGUCCAACUUCUAGUAUGUGUAUCCUUGAAUUAUUGUUAAUCUUUAUUUUUUAAUGUAAAUUCUUUAUAUUUUUCAAUUAUAAUUGAUUGAUAAGUUUAUUACAGUUUAGUUUUGGGAGGAAUUCGCGUCUUAUUUUUAAUAUUUUUAUAUAACUUGUAUAUCGUAUGUCAUAUAAAAUAAUUUUAUGAUAUAUAUAUAUAUAUAUAUCAUAUAUCAUUAUGUUAAUAAUAAAAUAUUAAUUUCACGCAUACGAAUCUGCCAUUUCUAUGGCAUUUGAAAAUUAAUAUUAAUGAUACUCUUUGAAUUUGUCAUACAAAACAGUAUUUGUUUUAUUAUUGUAUACUAUGAUUUUCAAUAUAUUGCGAUAAUAUUACACUUCUAUUAUAAGUUCAUUUUUGAUUUACGUUAAAUUUUAUUUUUUUAUGAACCUUUGAUAAAAGGUAUAUUAGAAUUGGACUUGACGAAUCUAAUAUGCAUUUUGCAUUCGUACAAGGUUGUUUAAAUGAAAUUUAAAUAUGAUCAUGCGAUAUCUAAUCUUAUUAAUCAUUUUGUUUUUUUUUCACAAUGUUUAAACAUAUAUAUAUAUAUUAAUUAAAAAUUAAUGUAUAUCAUUAUUAUUUUAUAUGAAAAAUGAUUUUAUGAUACAGAAUUCUGUGAUAUACUUCAAGAUUAAACAUACUUACUUUGAAACAUUCUCACAGUGUAAAUUUUGACAUUUAAAACUGAUCUUGUAAUUAUGAUUUUUAUAAAACAACAAUAAUAACAAUAACAACAAAAAAAAAACAAAAAACAAAACAAAACAAAAAGAAACCAUUCGGAGAGAUUUAUAGCAAUAUAUAAAAAGAAAUAAUAUAACCGAAUGACAUGUGAUAGUUUCGAGUUUUAUCUCGAAUUUUAGAUGCCUUACUGCUCUAAUAAAGUAAUAACUUGGUAUCUAUUUUAUAAA
This is a messenger RNA of Vespa crabro (European hornet), 6243 nucleotides long. It is a transcript of the gene Pkn, whose product is annotated as serine/threonine-protein kinase N. The coding region runs from base 446 to 3607 and encodes 1053 amino acids. The transcript is spliced from 18 exons. NCBI's taxonomy places the organism in Eukaryota, Metazoa, Arthropoda, Insecta, Hymenoptera, Vespidae. Gene Ontology annotation, molecular function: ATP binding; small GTPase binding; protein serine/threonine kinase activity. Gene Ontology annotation, biological process: signal transduction; protein phosphorylation. The record is from RefSeq and is a predicted model, not a curated record.